AUGUCCAAAGCAGCCUCUGCCAAAAGGCUCAGCAGCCCCCCUCGAGGAUGUACCCUGGAUGUCAACCACCCAAGGUGCAGAGCGCAGCUUUUGCAUCCAGGCCCUUUACGGGUGCCACAGGGGGCCGGCGGGGCCCGGUGUGUGGACGGGCGGGAGCUGGGUGGUGGGGGUCCUGGGCCUGAUCCCACCACGCCUAGGUCUCAGAGGGAGCUGUGCGAGAAGGGCCGGCCGCGGGAGCUGCGGCCGCUAAAAGGCCUGGUGAUGAUCGCGGGCAGCGCGGCCAAGUCGACUGGCGACGUUCCGGCCUUCCCGCACCAGUUCUGGAGCCAGGGCGGCAAGGAGCUGCGGUAUCGCUAGGUCUCCGCGGACCUUAACGAGGUGGCGGCACUGGUGGUGCGCGACGGCAAGCUGGCAGAGCUGGGCCAGUGCAGCAUCGACAUCCCCAACCCGCUCGGCUGGUGCGCGCCUCCUCGUAGAAGGUACGGCCUGGGGCGCACGGCCGCGCUCUUCCCUCCCGAUCUCGGCAACUGGGAACGAAAAGUUCAAAAGGGCCCCAGCAGCACCAAGGCACACAAAGGCACCGCGGAGACACGCGCGGAGAUUCUGAGCAAGCCAGAGCCCGACGUGGCCUGGACCAAGGACGGGGACCUGGGCGUGGAGGAGGAAGACAGGGUGGCGCUCGCGCCAGGCAGCGCCACGACGUCGCUGACCAUCCGCCGGGCCACGCCCCAGGUCGGCGGCAAGCACGAGGUGUACGCGGAGAACAGCUUGGGCACGGCCCAGAGCUUCGCCCGCGUGGACGUGGCCUCAAAGGGACCUUUUCGCCCCUGCCCCACGCUCAGUGCAUCGCCGUCCCGCGCCCGCACUCCACUCUACAAAGUCACGGAGUGCUGGGUCAGAGGGCAGUGCGGGGACGCCCAGACCAGCGCCCCAUCUCGCAGACCGUUCAUCCGAGGCGGGCUUUCUCCCACGUCCGACUUUUCCCCGUGA
Molecule: messenger RNA, 990 nt
Organism: Lepus europaeus (European hare)
Lineage: Eukaryota; Metazoa; Chordata; Mammalia; Lagomorpha; Leporidae
Gene: SPEGNB
Product: SPEG neighbor
Source: RefSeq, a predicted model, not a curated record